ACGUAAUCUUUAGCUGCUCUCUGAGCCAUUUCAAUGAGUCACUAUUGUUUGGAUUAUAGGAGGGAAAGGUUUUAAACUGAACAGGAGAGCGGUUACACCUGUCAGAGACACUAGGGAAAUGCUGACUGGUGAUUGGCUGGCGGCCUUCAGGUAAAACUAACCUGGAAAGGGUGGAGAUAGACGUGAUCCAAACUGGGUGCAGCGUACCUCUGAUCGUCUGCAGACAAUCUUUUCUGACUCAGAGCUCGGCGUUGAAACUGUUUUCGUACAUCCAGUUAAGAUGUCUCUUUUCAAGAAGUUCUUUAAAGGCAUCAUCCACCACAGAGACCCCGACUCUGGUGACACUGUCAAGGAGAAGGGGAAACCCAAACCAAAGUACUACGGAACCAUCAUUCCAUAUCCAAAUUUCAAUGCCAGCAGUGAUGCUUCAGUCCUUCAGAGUGCUAUUGAAAGUAAAGGUGUGGAUGAGGAUGUGAUCAUCGCCAUUCUGGUGAAGAGGAGCAACGAGCAGAGGCAGAAGAUUAAAGCGGUUUAUGAAGCCUCCUCAGGAAAAAAUCUGGUCAAAGAGCUGAAAUCAGCCCUCAAGUCACAUUUGGAGGAUGUGACUCUGGCUCUGCUUAUGCCUCCAGCUGAAUUUGAUGCCUACCUGCUCAGGAAGGCCACAAAGUUUCUGGGCACAGACGAGGACGUCCUCGUAGAGAUUCUGGCGACCAGAUCAUACGGAGAACUUCAAGAGAUCAAGAAGGCCUUCAAACAAGAGUACAAAAAGGAUCUGGAGGAGGUGAUUAAAGGCGAGACCAGCGGCGACUUCACCAAGGCGCUGCUGGCCAUGCUGAACACGAAGCGAGACGAGAGCACGGAGGUCGACAUGGAGCUGGCCAAGAAAGACGCCAAGGUUCUGUUUGAAGCAGGUGAACAAAACGCCGGUACAGACGUGUCCACCUUCAUCAACAUCCUGACCACACGGAGCGGCCCGCAGCUCUCUAAAACGUUCCAGCAUUACGCCGCCAUCAGUGACCUCACCUUACCCAAAGCCCUGCAGAUGGAGCUGAAGGGAGACAUUGAAGACUGCCUCAUUGACAUUGUGAAAUAUGCCUGGAACACACCAGCUUUCUUCGCUGAGAAGCUCCACCAUGCCAUGAAGGGCCACGGCACAUGUGAGGACACUCUGCUCAGGAUCCUGGUGAGCCGCUCUGAGGUCGAUCUGCAGAAGAUCAUUGAGCAAUACAGGGCGAUGUUUGAGAAUACCAUACAUGAGGACAUUUUGAAUGACACCAGAGGACAUUAUCAGAAAAUCCUGCUUGGGUUGUGUGGACCUAACUGAAAACCUCAAGGCCUCAAUGUCUUGGGGGGAAUAGAAGCUAGAAAACUAAAAGUUAAAUAAAUAAAUCAGUAAAAUUCAUCAUUUUUAUAAAGCAUCUCUUUCCAUUUAUAUUAAAUCAUCUUACUAAUUGA
Fundulus heteroclitus (mummichog) is the source of this 1455-nucleotide messenger RNA. RefSeq names its product annexin A1. Gene Ontology annotation, cellular component: cytoplasm; plasma membrane. Gene Ontology annotation, molecular function: calcium ion binding; phospholipase A2 inhibitor activity; cadherin binding involved in cell-cell adhesion. The coding region runs from base 281 to 1324 and encodes 347 amino acids. The record is from RefSeq and is a predicted model, not a curated record. The transcript has 12 exons. Lineage: Eukaryota; Metazoa; Chordata; Actinopteri; Cyprinodontiformes; Fundulidae. Gene Ontology annotation, biological process: response to peptide hormone; regulation of interleukin-1 production; positive regulation of G1/S transition of mitotic cell cycle.